CCGAUUCCGCGACUCAGUGGCUAAAUGGACGGGGAACACAUCACACUGGGCUUCGAAAGGGGUCGUCCGGCCCGGCGAAUGCCUAUCCAUCGGCUGGUGCUGCUGAUCCUGCUGAUGGGCAGCAUGCUGAUCGUCCUCUUCGCCUACUGGGAUGUGAUGAUGCUCACCGCCGGCGCUGUGCCCAUGGCUAGGGAUACGAAUUCCAUUGGCUCGGCAGAGCUGGGCAAUGAAACCCUAGCCGAGAAGCUCCAUCGGGAGGUGAGGAUUCUGUGCUGGGUCCUCACCACCCCGAAAUAUCACAAAACCCGCGCCAUCCACGUCCUUCGCACUUGGGGCAAGCGCUGCAACAAGAUCUACUUCAUGACCUCCGAGCCGGACGACGAGCUGCCCACCGUGGUGCUGACCAAGCCGGACCGAUACGAGGUGCUCUGGGGCAAGACCAAGGAGGCCUUCACCCACAUCCACGAGCAGAUGGGCGACGAGGCCGACUGGUUCAUCAAGGCGGACGACGACACUUACGUCUUUCUGGAAAACCUGCGCUAUAUGCUCUAUCCCUACUCCCCGAACAUGCCAAUUUACUUCGGAUUCAACUACAAGAUGGUCGGCACGCACCAGAAGAACGAGUCGUACAUGUCCGGAGGCAGUGGCUACGUGCUCAGUCGCGAGGCCUUAAGGAUCUUCGCCGAGGGCCUCAAUGACACCGCCAAAUGCCGCCAGGAGGACAACCACGCCGAGGACGUGGAGAUGGGCAAGUGCCUGUUCAAUCUCGGCGUGAAGGCGGGCGAUUCCCGCGACGAGCAGCUCCGCAAUCGCUUCUACCCGGUGGUUCCCUAUGGAGCUCUGCUCUCCGGAAACGUGGGCAUGGAUUUCUGGCUGUACAAAUACGCCUACUACAACGCGCGAGCGUGCAUGGACUGCCUGUCGGAGUAUCCGGUGGCCUUUCACUAUGUGAACAAGGAGCAGCUGUAUGUGUACGAGUACUUCAACUACCAGUUCCAGCGCUCCGGCCGACUUCAGGUGGAGGAGCAGCUGCCCAAGAAGAUCAGGGAGGAGGACCUGGUCAUCCCCGAGAGCGACAAUCCGGUGACCUAGGCUAGGUUUCCCUCUCCGCCAGCAACAAUCUCUACUUUUUUCAUCUCUCUCCAAAUGUUUUUUUUUUUUAUCAUGCUUAUCGUAUAUUAAAUAUAUUGGGUAUAAGGCGGACGUGCCAAGUCUGCCAGAUGCUGUCUUGUUGCGACUCCUCGUCCUUGUCCGAUCCACGUCCUAGUUUAUCUAUUCAUGUAUUUAUUAUUGAACAGCUCGUGGCAGACGGGCCACACAAAACCGGCCAAAAGGACAAUGGACAUGCCAGUGGGGUGGACCUUCAUGCGUUAUGCCCAACGUAGACUUACAAGCCCUCGUUAUAGCAAUAUACUUUGGUAUUUCUCAAUAUAUUCUUAUUACUUGUUCAACAUGGUUUUAGCUUUUGAGUUAAAUAAAAUGCUGUUCAUUCGUUAUUGAGCAUUUUGGCCAUUGUAUAUAUAUUAUAUGUGUUGUUAAUUAACGUAGUAACGAAUCGCGCAGAGAGUGAGUUUCUCGAAAACUGAAGACUAUACAUGUCUUAAGUUAUUUAGCAUUCAAUCGGCUUUCCGUUGAAAAGAAAUGAUCGAAUAAAAACGAUUUAAACUCUUGUAAUUGCUUACCCAAAAAUAUAAUUGCUUUUAUUAACAUAAUUUGAUAUUUCAAAAUUUGAAUGUUUGAUGUGCGAUUGUUACGACUUUUGCCUCGUUGAGAUCGGGUUUUUGUUUAAUUUUUCAUUAUCAGAUUAUGUUUAUUUUUAAUUUAAAUACAUUAUAGGUAUUAAAUUUUCACGGUUCUACAGUAGUUAAUAGAAAAACUUUCUACGAACCCUGCCUCUUAAGUAAAAUAUCUAGAUUUAUAUUUCAAAUGUGGAUUUUUUUUUCACGAAGGUUCACCCUAGAGGACUUUAGCAGGACUCGGGCAGACAGUUUUCCCGGAAUGCAGGAAAAGAGAAAAUCGAACCUGACAGCACAGUGUAAGCUUUCAGCUUUCAGGGGCCACCGAGUGAUUUGCAUUAAUUUAUAUAGUUGACAAAAAAUUCUAGGAACGCCACUCAAACGAAUACAAACAUUAGAGAAAAUAAGAGUUGAAUUUAUUCUACUAAUACAAAAAUAUAUAUUAUAACUUCAAAUUUAUGUCUCACUAGUCUCAUUUAUAUUCUAAAAAUCAAUAGGAAAUAUUUGUUUCAUAAAAAGACAGCAUUUCUUAAAAUUUUAUUAAACAUAUGAUUGCAACUGUCAUGUUUUUGGUCCCAUUAUUAUUUGGUAAACAUUAUUGCCACCUUUGUUUUGCUAAAACUCUAUUCAGUUAAGGUUUUUUUUCACCUCAGAGUGCUUUGUCCUCACAAUUUAAUUGUCAAGUUGCUGUCAAUUGUUCAUCACAGGCAAACACUAACAUUUUUGUGUGUCCGGACCUAAGAACAACAGCAUUUUUUCAACGAAAUUUUCUAACGUUAUUUUGCAGACGAAAUUUGUAAUAUUUUGCUAUGAGUUCCAAAAGAAAUCUUGCUAGCACUGAAUCGAAUGAGCGCUUCUUCUUAGAAAUGAUGUUCAAUUUGACUAUGGAGCCAGAACCCUCGGAGAUUUCGGAGGAGAAGUCGCCGAAGAAGCCGGACAAAGAGAUAAUCCCGGUCCUCCCCAAGGUUUCUCAGAUUGUCGAGUCACCAACAAAGACACAUUUAUUAGAGCCCACGUCCAUUCUACUCCCCAGGAGACAACUUUAGGGCUACUUUCAUUUUGGUUGACGGCCAUCAAUUUGCGGCUUAACCGCCUGGUCCUCACGGUAGCCAAUUAUGUGGAGGAGGACAAGAAUCGACCCACCAUCUCGCUGAGGUCUCUGAUGCCAUCCUAUCUGAAGUGGAAGAAACCCAAUGUCAUCUCUACCCUGAUCCGCUCCAGGCAGACACCAAAAUUGAAACUGAAGGACGUGAGGAGGGUGAUUGAGGGGUCCGUAGCCCAUCGCGCCCGCAAGGAAUGUGUUCAAAUCAUUUAUCACGACAUGAAAUAUUUCGAAUAAAUUCAAAUAUCGCGGUUUCAUUUGGAUUUAA
Molecule: messenger RNA, 3106 nt
Organism: Drosophila elegans
Lineage: Eukaryota; Metazoa; Arthropoda; Insecta; Diptera; Drosophilidae
Product: glycoprotein-N-acetylgalactosamine 3-beta-galactosyltransferase 1
Exons: 4
Coding region: 25-1092 (355 amino acids)
Cellular component (GO): membrane
Molecular function (GO): N-acetylgalactosaminide beta-1,3-galactosyltransferase activity
Source: RefSeq, a predicted model, not a curated record